This is a messenger RNA of Penicillium bovifimosum, 303 nucleotides long. RefSeq lists its product as uncharacterized. The transcript has a single exon. The record is from RefSeq and is a predicted model, not a curated record. The coding region runs from base 1 to 303 and encodes 100 amino acids. Lineage: Eukaryota; Fungi; Ascomycota; Eurotiomycetes; Eurotiales; Aspergillaceae.
AUGAAACCGACCACCUUCCUCUUCUUCCUCGCCCCAGCCGCCGUCCUCGCCGAGUCAAAUCAACCCGCCGCUCCCGCCAGCCUCUCGCACAACUCCCCACCCGUCUCAAUACGAGACCUCGCUCCUCGGGAUCAAUUCGUCGCCUCCGCGCGCGAUCUCGAUCUACCCGAAGACGAGGUGCGCAUGUUGGCCGCUAGACAUGUGCUGCAGGUGCGCAGUGAGGGAUCCUUGGGCCAGACGCCGUGGAUUGGCAUGGCUAUUGGGUUGACCUUUACUGCGUUGACAGCUGCGAUGCUUGGCUGA